CAAAUCUUCCCACCAUGGCUGUCAUGAAAUUUUUUAUUGUUCCCCUUAUUUUGAUUGCUUUCAUGUCUCAUCUAUGUGAGAGCUUUGAAUUGGAAAGAAAGGAUUUUGAAUCUGAAAAAAGCCUAAUGCAACUCUACAAGAGAUGGAGUAGCCACCAUAGAAUCUCAAGGAAUGCAAAUGAGAUGCACAAACGCUUCAAAGUGUUCAAAGAUAAUGCAAAACAAGUGUUCAAAAAGAACCAAAUGGGAAAAUCAUUAAAAUUGAAGCUUAACCAAUUUGCUGAUAUGUCUGAUGAUGAGUUUCGUAGCAUACAUAGUUCCAAUAUUACUCACUACAAAAACUUACAUGCCAAGACAAUUGGUCGUGUCGGUGGAUUUAUGUAUGAACAUGCAAAAGAAAUUCCAUCUUCAAUCGAUUGGAGGAAAAAAGGAGCUGUGAAUGCCAUAAAAGAUCAAGGCAGAUGUGGAAGUUGUUGGGCGUUUGCAGCUGUGGCUGCCGUGGAAUCUAUUCACCAAAUAAAAACAAAUGAGUUAGUAUCUUUGUCAGAGCAAGAGGUGGUGGAUUGUGAUUAUAAAGACGGUGGUUGUCGUGGGGGACAUUAUAACUCUGCAUUUGAGUUCAUAAUGGAAAACGAUGGAGUCACAGCUGAGGAUAACUAUCCAUAUUUUGAAGGAGAUGGAUAUUGUCGUAGACGAGGAGGUUAUAAAGAGAGAGUGACAAUAGAUGGAUACGAGAAUGUACCUCGAAACAACGAGCAUGCUUUGAUGAAAGCAGUGGCACACCAACCAGUAGCAGUGGCUAUAGCCUCAGGUGGAUUUGAUUUUAAAUUUUACGGGCAGGGAAUGUUUACCGAAGAAAACUUUUGUGGAUAUAAUAUUGACCACACAGUAGUGGUAGUUGGGUAUGGAACCGAUGAAGAUGGAGAUUAUUGGAUAAUAAGGAACCAAUAUGGAACUCAAUGGGGAAUGAACGGUUAUAUGAAGAUGCAGCGAGGAGCACGAAACCCACAAGGUGUAUGUGGAAUGGCAAUGCAACCUGCCUAUCCUGUUAAAUACUAGAUUUCCUCUUUUUAAUUUAACCUCUUAUUAGAAUUGGGUGGCUAGCUAGGUUUUUAUUCCUUUGCUAUUUUUGAAAAUAACGUAGCUAGCUAGGUCUUUAUUUAUUUGCAAUUUUUGAAAAUAAUGCAGCUAGCUAGGUUUUUAUUUGUAAUUUGCUAUUUUUAGCAAUUCUUAUAUAAAUAAAUAAGACACUUUUUUUUAUUCA
This is a messenger RNA of Cucumis melo (muskmelon), 1263 nucleotides long. RefSeq names its product ervatamin-B-like. Bases 15 to 1058 code for a protein of 347 amino acids. The record is from RefSeq and is a predicted model, not a curated record. Lineage: Eukaryota; Viridiplantae; Streptophyta; Magnoliopsida; Cucurbitales; Cucurbitaceae. The transcript is spliced from 3 exons. Gene Ontology annotation, cellular component: lysosome. Gene Ontology annotation, molecular function: cysteine-type endopeptidase activity.